GCUGUCACUGAAUGUUCAUGGUUUAAGAUAAUUUACUGGUGGUUAAAAUGAGAGACAAUUUGAAUGUAAUUAUGAUGCUGUCUCAGAGCUGCUGUAUGGAGAACUGGAAGACCUGAAGUUUUUUCCUAUUAAAAUUUCAUGCAGUUGCACCAUCUGUUACUCUGGGACUUCCUGUGUAGACUAAUAAUUUGUAGAACUAAGGAAAGACUUGACCCUUCUCACAGAUAACUUCCAUCCUCCAUUGACUGUGUGGAGUUAACACGAAGGGAGGAAUGUCAGGGCUGGGUAGGGGUUGCAAGAAAAAGAUGUGACACAGUUGUGUGAUUUGAGUAAUAGGUGGAAAUUGGCAAUUCACUUGCUUUUUGUCUCUUUUUGGCUCUGAAAGUACAGGAUGAUUGAUAAUUUGCAGCCAGGUUGUUAACUUAAAGCUGGUUGGCACAGAUGAGAAUGAAGCCCUUGAAAGUGACUGGAAGAUGGCUGUGGUGUGUAAAUCCAAGCAGGGAGAGUGUCUCACCAGGAAGGAAAGAGGAUGAGUAAAUCUGGAGUGUGCCCAAGAGCCUGGCUGUCCUCAGAACCAGCACUCAGGGCAUGCAGCAAGGCAGGGUCUCGUUGGUUACACAUCAAAAUGUUUCCCAGCGUGCUUGGGUGAGCUCUGAAACAGGUCACCCAGAAAGACUCUGGAAUUUCCAUGCUGGCAGACAUUCAGAUUUUGAUUGGAAAAGGCUCAGAGCACCUGGCCCUUGCUGUGCAGGGAGCCCAGCUUCAGCAGGAGAUCAGACUUGACCUCCAGGCACCGCUUCCAUCUCAUUCUGCAUGAAAAGUGCGCCCACUGUGGAGGAGUGUUUGCUCCUCUGGUCAUGCUGGGAGAUGUGAAGCAUUGUUUACAUGGCAAUCUCUCUCCUGGGGCCACUGCAACCCUAAAAUCCAGUUUUCACUCUGUUCCCACCAAAGCAGGGAACUUUCUGCCACACCAACCUGGUGACCUUUAUCUCCCAAAUUUAGGCAGCAUGGUUGUCCUUAGGGCUGCUUUUUGCUGCUCCAGACAGAGCCAGCCUCUCACUGGAAAGGUUGCCAAUUCCCUGAUGUUGAGGCAGUCUCAGGCAGCUUGGGAGGAUUGGGUUUCAGAACUCAAAUUCCCAUGAACUUGCAAAAACAAGCGAUUUCCCUGGUGGCCUUUCCCUGUGGUGUUGCUGCUGCUCGUUCUGGAUGCUGUCCAGAGCAGUCUCUUCAAGCUGAGAGCAGACUGGAUGUUUGCUUGGAGCCAGAUACAGCACUGCAGCAUUCACCUCUCUCUGGUUUAAUGAAAAAAAAAAAUAAUUCAUGGCUUUGGGAAAAAUCUUCUGCAUCUGGAAUAGCAUUGAUGGGAGCAUAAGCAUUUCACAUGCUCUCUGUUAUUUGGUGCUUUUUCUGUUUCAUAGUAACAGCUGCUUUACCUAAACUGAAUUUGCAGCUGAUUGUGCAAGGCAAAGGUGCUGAUUUCUGCACAAUUUAUGCACUGUUAUUUGUUGCUACAUAUGAAUUUAAGUACUGUUAUUAGAGUAGUAAUUUUAUAGCAUUUGAUCUGUCUGAAGUGGAUGUGGUUGAGUCAGUCUUCCCAGCAAACACAGAAACAAAUGGGUGGAUUGUGGAUUUCCAAAUGUAAUUUAUCCUUGCAUUCCAAGUGCCUUUCUCAAGAGGUGGAGGGGGGUUAAAAGUCAGAUUAGGUCAUGGCAGUGAGGUGCUACCCUGCUACUCCUGCAAUUCUGACUUGGUCAGAAUUAGAAUGUAGGAAUUUUUUUUUUAAUUGGGAAAUGUGUGUUGCCUUGCUGGUUUUGUGUAGAAGAGAUUUUUUGUCUUGCAAAAUAAUAUAAAUAAUAUAAAUGGUAAAUAAUAUAAAAGGGUUUUAACUUUAAACUUUCAAAUUUAUGCCAUUUCAUGACAUUUUUCACUGUUUUGGAACAAAUUUUGUUUAAAGUACCUUUCAUGAACCCGCUCUGUUACAGAUAGCAAAACAAGGAGCAGUUGUGUCAUUGCAGAGGUGACAGUGUCACGGUGGCCCAUUGCUGGUCACAGGUUUUAACAAAGUGUUUCACCCCACUGGCAUCCUGGGGCUGCAGGUCACAUUGAAACAGCUCUAAAAAAAAUGGGGGGGAAAAAGAGAGAUACUAUGCUUUUAAAUGACAACAGUGAGAUAAUUACCUGAUGAGAGCUGGACUUGAGCCUUUUUGUCACUGCAUUUGAUGUAGAUCCUGAAAUGUUGCUUAUAAAUGAAAAUUGGUAAAGGUGAGGGCAGUUUGAGUCUUCUUUUAUGGCAUUCUGACAAAAAAAAGACUGUAACACAUACUUCAGAUACAUGAUGGGGGCUGCAAGAUGCUUUGCUGUUCUUCUGUUCUUUGCCUGUGACCAUUAAGAAUAGUCCAUUAUCCAUAUAAAGGUGCUUUCAUGCUAGAACAAUAGGUGCAAGUGUGUUCCUCUGCCUCCAACUUUGUAUUUUUGGGUGGCAGAGGGAAAGAAAGAAGCUGCAUUUUGGGGGUCAGCACUUUAAUGUAGGUUCCCACACCACUGUAGCAAGAGACACUGGUGCUGCUAUGCCUUUUGGAAUAUGAGGAUACAGUUCAGUAUUUUAAGUCUUCCUACCCUGAAGGUCCCCAUAAAUGUUUCUUUUUUGCUGGCACAGGCCAAUUUCAGUAAGAAGUUCUUUGUAAAUUAAGUAAGUUUAUCAAUUAUGCAAACUUAAUAGUUGAGAUUUUUCUUGAGACUUCACCUCACAGAGAAGUUGAGUUAAAUUUGUCUGUGCUACCUCAAGAUUUGCUAGGGGAACCACAGGGAUAGAAUUCUCUGCUUGCUCCUCUUUGCUGCUAAAAAUAUGUGCAGUUUGGGAAAAUAUGCCUAGAUCUGACUUCUCCUGACCUUCUGAAAAUUCUAAUAAACUGUUCAGAGAACUUGAGCAGCUGCACUGAGGAAACGUCAAAAAUAUCUCUUGGCACACUCUUCCUUCAUCCACAGACCGGUCUUCCCUUUGUGAAAACAAAGACCUUUCUGUGAGUCAUUUCUAUUCCUUGUGGUUUUUUCUAGUAGUGCUUCUCUGAGGCAUUUCUAUUUUAUAUUCUUGUCAGCAGAAUCAAGGGCAUCCAAGUACAGAUGCUGCUGCAGCCCUCCAGCCUCUGGCCAGGCUGCUCUGGGCUGCUGGGAAAGAACCUCCUGAUGGCACAGGCUGUGGGAGAGCAGGGAGGAUGAACUGCAGUUGGAAGGCAAAAAGCUGAGCCUGUGUUAAGAAAAAGAAGUAAUUUCAAAAGAAAUUUGUCAUUUCUGGCGAUGCACGAUGAUGGUGUUGCACACUGGGGCACCACAGAUAAAAUGGCUUUGAUAGCAAAGCAGAGGUAUUGGGGUUUCAUUCCUUUUUAUGGAAAACCAGGACUGUGCUGUGACAAAUUCCACACAUGGCCCCAAAUUGUCAGUAAGCCAUCUCUAAAUUUAGCCAGCUACUACCAGCCAGCUCCAUUCUAUUCUUUUGCUCAGAUUAGAGCAACUGCUGUACCAACAGCUUGGUAAAAACAGCUAAAAACCUACAUUUUGUUCAUUUCUCUUUCAUUAAUCUGGGCACACUUUUUUUUUUUUUGCCUUGUUUUGUUGAGGGGUUUUCUAAUCCUGAGGUCUUGUCUUGAGAGAUGAUAAUCAUGGUUCAUGGCUGUUGGCUGUGUGUUGGCUGCUUUCUCAUGCUGUAUAAAAAUACAGGAUACCUGAAGUGUGAGAUUGCUUUAAAUCAGGGGGUUUGUGCCAGUUCUUCGUGGGUUCAAGUAGGAAAUCCUGCAUUUUCCUUAUUCUGAAGGAAGAGAGAGGUAAAAUAGAAGGAUUCUCUCUUCACUCCCUCUGUUAGGCUGUGGCUGUGUUUCCAUGGUACUUCUAGCAGGGUGACUUUUACAAAUAACUUCUCUGAUUUUGCUUUUGUUCCACAUUCUUGUGUUGCUUCAGCAAUGAUGGAUUGAAAUUGCAGCAAUAGUUAUAAACUUGAUUUAGCUGCAGCGAGACAAGCUUCUCUGCCUUUUAGAAGUGGCAUAGUUUGGGGUUUUUUUGGCUGAGUAAGGAAAAGCAAAGUUCUUGUCUCCAGCAGGAAUUUAUUCUUGAAAUAAGCAGUGAAGUUCCACGAUGAGAAUAGAUUGCUGGAGUUGAUCUCAUCCCCUGAAUGAGUAAUUCUGGGUGGUUGUUUAGCAGGCUGAACAGGAGAUUAUAAACUCAGAACUUAGCUUUGUUUCUGGAAACUCCUGAGUGAUAAAGAAGCUGGAGUAGCUCCUCCACAGGAUUGUCUUUACCCUGGGGACAGUGAUAUGGAAACAAUCUGCCCUGCUCACAUCUCCAGACUGUCCGUGUAGCGUGCGGCUCCAAGGAAUUGGCAGCUCCCUCUUUCAAAGCUUCUCUCUGAGUCUUUUUCAAAUGGCAAAUAUCCAACAUUAAUAAGCCACAUAGCAGAGCUGGGAGGAGGCUGGCUGUGGGGGCAGCAGGAGCACGUUCAGCUUCAAACAGGCUUUUUAAUAGUCAGAACAGUGUACAAUACUGGAGGAAGAGAAGCUGCAGCAAGAAGAACGAAUGAGAAUGGAAUCCAGGCGACAAGUCACGGUGUCCUGGGACUCAGGAGGAUCAGAUGAAGCUCCUCCCAAGCCCAGUAGACCUGGUUACCCCAGCCCCAGAUCCAGUGAAGGGUUUUAUCCAAGCCCACAGCAUAUGGUACAACCAAAUCAUUACCAGGUGUCUGGCUACCCUGGUUCUCAUGGGAUACCAUCCAUGGCAGGCAGCAUUUAUCCUGGGCAGGCUUCUCUCCUGGAUCAAGCAGAUUCCUGGAACCAUCGGCCUCAGGAAAUAUCAGUGUGGCAGCCAAACAUGGAGGAUUCAGGCACUUUGGACAUCCGGGGGAUGAGCCAGGUUCUGCCCACACACCUCAUGGAGGAGAGGUUGAUACGGCAGCAGCAGGAGAUGGAGGAGGAUCAGCGCUGGCUCGAAAAAGAAGAACGAUUCCUGAAACCCGACAUGAGGCACUCCAGAGGCAGCAUUGACCGUGAGGAUGGAGGUCUCCAGGGCCCUGCUGGUAACCAGCACAUAUAUCAGCCUGUGGGAAAACCAGCAGAUCACGCGGCUCCGCCAAAGAAGCCCCCGCGCCCCGGAGCCCCCGGGCACCUGGGCAGCCUGGCCAGCCUCAACAGCCCCGUGGACAGCUACAACGAGGGUGUGAAGAUCCAGCCGCAGGAGAUCAGCCCUCCCCCCACGGCCAACCUGGACCGCUCCAAUGACAAAGUCUACGAGAACGUCACGGGGCUGGUGAAGGCGGUGAUAGAAAUGUCCAGCAAGAUCCAGCCGGCCCCGCCCGAGGAGUACGUGCCCAUGGUGAAGGAGGUUGGUUUGGCACUAAGAACUUUACUGGCAACAGUAGAUGAGACCCUCCCAGUGCUCCCUGCAAGCACCCACAGAGAGAUUGAGAUGGCACAGAAGCUGCUGAACUCGGACCUGGCCGAGCUCAUCAACAAGAUGAAGCUGGCCCAGCAGUAUGUCAUGACCAGCCUGCAGCAGGAGUACAAGAAGCAAAUGCUGACGGCUGCUCACGCCCUGGCUGUGGAUGCCAAAAACCUGCUGGAUGUUAUUGAUCAAGCCAGACUGAAAAUCAACCAGUCCAGACCGCACUAAGCACUGAGGGAAGAGCAUCAACAGCCUCGGAAUUCUGCUUGCGACAGGAUGUUCCUUCACCUUCCACCAGCAGUGAGGAUUCACCCAGCGCAGUCCUGGCCUUCCAGCACCUCUGGCUUCAGCAGACCUGACCGACCCCUGGGGUUCUCUCAUUGCAACAGUUUAACCGAGUCUCUCUGGUAGAGCCGAGCCGGGCUGGGAUUCAGGCCGAGGCAGCAGCAGCAGCUGAGGUUUGUACAGGAACCCUCGGAGCUGGGGCACAGGGCAGGUCACUCCAUCGCAUGGGACACGCUUCGCACUGAGCUGCCACCGGGCCAUGGUCUCGGAGCCAAAACUGUUGGAGCAGCAGAUGGGAGAAAGAUAUUGUGAAGAAUUCGGGGAAACCUCAGGGCUGAGAAUUCUUGCCCACAGUAUAUGAACUAUCCAGACUGGAAUUUUUUUUAUUAGAACACUUACGUCGCAAUAUGCUAACCACGAUUUACAGAGAAAGAAUAAAAAGCUAUAUUUUCAAGACUUCAGUCAUUUCAAGACAAACUAAAGCCCUCUUCAUCUUCCUGCCUUUUACUUUUACGUGACCGUGUGAAGCAUUUGUUUGGAACUAGCUGUAGGACACAACUGAACACUCGUCUUUUUCACCAGGAUAACGUGCCAGUUCUUUUGUAGCAAUGUUGUUUUCCUUGGAAGUGAAAAUGCUGCUUUGUACCAGAGCAAUUCAGAGCUGCAUUUAGAGGAGAUCUGUAACCAUUCAUGUCCCCCAUUUUUAUAUAAUUUAUAAAGACAGAUUAAAGCCAUGAUGACUAUUUUAAACCCACUGUAGUUAACUAACCCAUCCUUUUGUCUAUCUUGCCUGGGAGGAGUUACAGUAGAGCAGUGUAAUUAGAUUUUCCUUGGUUUUCCAGUUAUGCCAUCUGUUCUGUUAAAAUAAAAACCACACUCCCUUUU
Messenger RNA from Serinus canaria (Common canary), 6594 nucleotides. RefSeq names its product protein tyrosine kinase 2 (gene PTK2). The transcript has 11 exons. Gene Ontology annotation, molecular function: protein tyrosine kinase activity; ATP binding. Gene Ontology annotation, cellular component: cytoskeleton; focal adhesion. Bases 4564 to 5652 code for a protein of 362 amino acids. Gene Ontology annotation, biological process: signal complex assembly; protein phosphorylation. The record is from RefSeq and is a predicted model, not a curated record. Lineage: Eukaryota; Metazoa; Chordata; Aves; Passeriformes; Fringillidae.